AGGAAAGAACAGGGCGUUUCAAGAGGUUUGCCACACUGUUCUACAAGUUCUCUCCAGUGCUGAUGCGGCAGUGUCCCAUGGAGACAGUUGAGCAUGGAAGGCCAUGAGGAGAUAUCUGAAACCUCGGUGUCUCAUCCCUGCUCUGGUCCAGUGUAACCAGCCAGUUGACCAUACUCAAUGGAAGCUUCAAUAUACUACCUGGAAUUUUGUGUGAACAAGCUCAAGAACGAGGACAGGGCCAUUCAUAACUUCCUCAUCUCUACCUAUGUCAUGAGUCGCAGUGAGCAGAAGCUGCUAGCCUACCUUACAGAGCAGUCAAAGCUGCUGGCUGUAGUGUAUGAUCCUCAGUAUGCCUUGAGGCUGUGCUCAGAACAUAAGCUUACUCGGGCGUGUGUGUUGAUAUAUGCUGCUAUGGGACUGUACGAAGAAUCAGUCGACCAUGCUCUGUUGGUCGAUGUGGAGCUGGCACGUCAGAUUGCUGGCUCCAAGUUGAGGGAUGAGGAAAUGCAGAAGAAGCUCUGGUUGAAGGUGGCACAGCAUGUUAUCAGGAAGGAGAACGACAUUGCAAAAGCUAUGAAAUUCUUGAAAGAUUGCAGUAUCCUCAAGAUUGAAGAUAUUCUUCCCUUCUUUCCGGACUUUGCUACCAUUGAUCACUUCAAAGAUGCUAUCUGCACAUCUCUGAGUGAGUACAACGCCCACAUUGAGGAGUUGAAACAGGAGAUGCAAGGAGCAACUGAUAGUGCCAAGAACAUUAGAGCCGACAUUCAGGAGAUUAGGAACAAGUAUGUGAUGGUUAACUCAGACACUACAUGCGAGCUCUGUGGCUCCAGACUUCUCGUUCAAGGGUUCUACAUGUUCCCGUGUCACCAUGCCUUCCACAAAGAUUGCCUCAUUCCAGAGGUCAUGCGUCACAUGAGCAGUGAAGAAUGCUCAGAGCUGGAGAGACUGCUGAGCGAGGAGAGCUCUGGCAGCAGAGAGGGGGCAACAGCCAUGGCACGCAGCUCCACAAAGGCCAAAAUAGACAGUAUGCUGGGCUCCCAGUGCCUCUACUGUGGUGAUGUCAUGAUCAUGUCAGUCAGUCAACCACUUGUCCCACCAGAGAACCUUGAAAAAGAACUACUUAAUUGGAAAUGAGUGUUUGGAAAUUGAGUGUUUUGCAUGUGCCGAUUGCCAAUAGUUCCAUACUGGUUUGCAAGCACCAAAACGUGUUUUUGGAGCCUAUUUAUGGAUAUGAGACUAGCAAUGAUCAAAAUGGCGCAUUUGAAUGGUUUAUGUACUAUUAUAGGCAGAAGGAGGUUAUGCAGAACCAUUUUUGUGCCACUGUGUAUUAGAGGCACACGA
Molecule: messenger RNA, 1341 nt
Organism: Geodia barretti
Lineage: Eukaryota; Metazoa; Porifera; Demospongiae; Tetractinellida; Geodiidae
Source: the annotation of a GenBank genome assembly